Molecule: messenger RNA, 2646 nt
Organism: Anopheles coustani
Lineage: Eukaryota; Metazoa; Arthropoda; Insecta; Diptera; Culicidae
Gene: ABCD
Product: ATP-binding cassette sub-family D member 1
Exons: 6
Coding region: 1-2229 (742 amino acids)
Biological process (GO): very long-chain fatty acid catabolic process; fatty acid beta-oxidation; long-chain fatty acid import into peroxisome
Cellular component (GO): peroxisomal membrane
Molecular function (GO): ATP binding; ABC-type transporter activity; long-chain fatty acid transmembrane transporter activity
Source: RefSeq, a predicted model, not a curated record
AUGCCCACCAUCAUCUCAAAGUUCGCGAAGAAAUCGUUCGACACGCUCGAGGGUCUCGGCUACUCGAGGGAGUUCGUGUCGAAGGGUUUGAUAACGGGCGCGGUCGCGCUGUACUGUCUGCGGCUCACCUACCCGGUGGUGAAGGAGCGGAUCGGCGCCGCAAAGGCCGGCCCUCCGGCCCAAGGCAACGCCCCGGGUCGCAAUGAGAACAACAACAACCUCACCAAGCAACCCCCGCAGGAUCCGGAGGCGAAGAAGGAGCAGAUCAUCAUCGAAAAGCGCAACCGGCGCAGACCGCCGCAGCCGGGCCUCAACCUGGACUUCCUGCUGCAGCUCCGGCAGCUGAUCCGCAUCAUGGUGCCCCGGUUCCUGUGCGAGGAGUCCGGCCUGCUCGCCGUGCACACGCUCUGCCUGGUGUCACGUACCUUUCUCAGCAUCUACGUCGCCUCGAUGGAGGGCGCGAUCGUGAAGUUCAUCGUGCGCAAGGACGUGCGGAACUUUGUGCUGAUGCUGCUGAAGUGGUUCGGCAUCGCCAUCCCGGCCACCUUCAUCAACUCGAUGAUCCGCUACCUGGAGAACAAACUGGCCCUGGCAUUCCGAACUCGCCUCGUGAAGCAUGCGUACGACAUGUACUUUAAGAACGAAACCUACUACAAAGUGUCAAACCUGGAUGGGCGCAUCGAAAACGCCGACCACCGGCUGACGGACGACAUUUCGACGUUCUCGAGCUCGGUGGCGCAUCUGUACAGCUCGCUGACGAAGCCUUGCUUCGAUUUGCUGCUAAUCGGCAUCGCAAUGGCCCGCUCGUCCCGCCGCAUGAAGGCCAACAUCGUGAUGGGCCCGGCGCUGGCGACCGUCGUCAUCGGUACCACCGCCCACAUCCUCCGGAUAGUGUCGCCCAAGUUCGGCCAGCUGGUGGCGGAGGAGGCCAACCGGACCGGCUACCUGCGCCACGUGCACUCGAAGAUCAUCACCAACGCGGAGGAGAUCGCGUUCUACGGCGGCCAUAAGGUGGAACACGCGCAGCUGCAGGAGGCCUACUCGCGGUUGGUCGGUCAGAUGAACAACAUUUUCACGCAGAAGCUGUGGUUCAUCAUGCUCGAGCAGUUCUUCAUGAAGUACGUCUGGUCGGGCACCGGCAUGGUGAUGGUGUCGCUGCCAAUCCUAACGGUCGGUGCCGGCGGUCAACCGGUCAGCCCCGAACAGAGCAACCUGAUCAAGUCGGACGAGACGGGCGUCAGCGAGCGGACGCAGUACUUCACGACCGCCCGCAACCUGCUGCUGAGCGGCGCCGACGCCAUCGAGCGUCUCAUGUCGUCGUACAAGGAGAUCGUGGCACUGGCCGGCUACACGAGCCGCGUGGCCGGAAUGUUCGAGGUGUUCGAGGAGGUGAACCGAGGUGUCUACCGUAAGACGACCCUCUACACCGAGGAGCGUAACCUGGACGGCAUCCUGGAGUUCCGCGACGGCCAGCCGGUCGCGAAAGGUUGCAUCGUGUACGCGGUUGACCCCAAAGACAGUAGCAUCUCGCUGGAGAACGUGCCGGUGGUGACGCCCAACUGUGACAUCGUCGUGCCGAGCAUCAGUCUCACGAUCGAGCCUGGCAUGCAUCUGCUCAUUACCGGCCCGAACGGGUGCGGCAAGUCGAGCCUGUUCCGUAUCCUCAGCGGCCUGUGGCCCAUCUACGCCGGCACGCUGCGCAUCCCGCGCUCGUCCGACGGCAAAGCGAGCAUGUUCUACAUUCCCCAACGGCCGUACAUGUCCUGCGGUACGCUGUUAGACCAGGUGAUCUACCCGGACACGCGCAAAGAUAUGGAGGCGAAGCAAAUCACCGAGGGCCAGCUGCGCGAUAUCAUGCGAAUGGUGUCACUCGAACAUAUCGUUGAUAGGGACAGUUUCGAUGAGAUUCGUGACUGGAAGGAUACGCUUUCCGGAGGCGAAAAACAGCGCAUGGCUAUUGCGCGAUUAUUUUAUCAUAGACCUAAAUAUGCAUUGCUGGACGAAUGCACCAGCGCUGUUUCAAUCGACGUGGAAAGCUGCAUCUACGAGACGGCCAAAUCUAUGGACAUUACGCUUUUAACAAUCACCCAUCGACCGACGUUGUGGAAAUUCCACACGCACAUCCUACAGUUCGACGGACAGGGCGGUUGGGUGUUUGAGAAGUUGGAAGAUGGUGCCCAGCAAAAAGUUCCUAUGCUGAAGUCCAACCAACCGUCGUCCGGCAACUAACGAACGACCUCGGGCGCCCUGUGCCACGUAUCCAUCACAAGUACGCAGCCGACACGGGCGGUCCUGGCCCCGGUUGAAGAAGGGGAAGAGCCUUAUUGUAUAAAUGGAAGUGACGAGAUUAUUUGAAAGUAUUUUUUUUUUAUUAUUCCGUUCUGUUACAAACAACAAAGCAUUACGCCAAAAAUCAGUCAAAAAAUCGGGAUAGAUGUAGUGUUAUGGCAAUCAUGGCGACGAGUGCGGGAGACAAUUUAAACACUUUUGUACGAGCCGGAGCAUUCGUAACGAAGAAUCCAGCUCGUGGGUAGUUGGGUUUAUGUUUAGCGGCGAAGAACGCGUGGUCUGUGAAUAGUGUAAUACUUUGAAUGUUAGUUUUUUACUACUUGUACUUAGUGCAAUGACAAAUAAAGAUAAAGAACU